CCAUGGCUGCUGCUGCUGCUGCUGCUCCUCCUCCUACCGAAGUUGAUUCCACACAGCUCGACGUUAAGCUUUUCAACAGAUGGAGCUUCGACGACGUCCAGGUGACUGAUAUCUCCCUGGCUGAUUACAUUGGAGUCGCGCCGUCGAAGCAUGCGACGUACGUUCCCCACACCGCCGGUAGGUACUCGGUGAAGCGUUUCAGGAAGGCACAGUGCCCGAUCGUAGAGAGGCUCACUAACUCCCUCAUGAUGCAUGGAAGAAACAACGGUAAGAAGCUUAUGGCUGUUAGGAUCAUCAAACACGCCAUGGAAAUCAUUCACUUGCUUACCGACCAGAACCCUAUCCAAGUCAUCGUUGAUGCCGUUAUCAACAGUGGUCCUCGUGAAGAUGCAACUCGUAUUGGGUCUGCUGGAGUUGUUAGGAGGCAGGCUGUUGAUAUCUCGCCUCUUCGCCGUGUCAAUCAGGCCAUCUAUCUUCUAACAACAGGUGCACGAGAAGCUGCUUUCAGGAACAUUAAGACAAUUGCCGAAUGCUUGGCUGAUGAACUUAUUAAUGCAGCAAAAGGUUCAUCGAAUAGCUAUGCUAUCAAGAAAAAGGAUGAGAUAGAGAGAGUCGCCAAGGCUAAUCGUUAAGCCGCUUUUGGAAGUAGCCUUAGUGAUGAGAAUUAUUUUGUUUUGUUUUUUCAGCAUCAUUUAUUAAAAAGAGGUGUUAUUCCCAAACAAGGUGGAUAUACUUUUGCGUAUGGUCUUUACUCGCUAUUAUUUUGCUGGAUUUACAUGUCAUGAACAAUUUUGUUGCUUCGAGAUUUUCGUUUCCAAUGUCAGUAGUCUACUAGAGUUUCUUGCCCC
Messenger RNA from Arachis ipaensis, 848 nucleotides. RefSeq names its product small ribosomal subunit protein uS7. Gene Ontology annotation, cellular component: small ribosomal subunit. The record is from RefSeq and is a predicted model, not a curated record. Gene Ontology annotation, molecular function: structural constituent of ribosome; RNA binding. NCBI's taxonomy places the organism in Eukaryota, Viridiplantae, Streptophyta, Magnoliopsida, Fabales, Fabaceae. Gene Ontology annotation, biological process: translation.